Mercurialis annua (annual mercury) is the source of this 1365-nucleotide messenger RNA. Its product is annotated as rhomboid-like protein 19. The coding region runs from base 141 to 1073 and encodes 310 amino acids. Gene Ontology annotation, cellular component: membrane; Golgi apparatus. The transcript is spliced from 8 exons. NCBI's taxonomy places the organism in Eukaryota, Viridiplantae, Streptophyta, Magnoliopsida, Malpighiales, Euphorbiaceae. The record is from RefSeq and is a predicted model, not a curated record. Gene Ontology annotation, biological process: retrograde vesicle-mediated transport, Golgi to endoplasmic reticulum.
AAAUUAUAAAAUUCUCGUUUUCCACACAGAAGAAAGAUCGCAUCGCGGCUACUAUCCCAACACAAAAUCUCAUAAAUUACAAAAUUAAAAUCAAUUUAUACAAAUUAAUUCGCAUUCUGUACGCUUCAUUUUCAUAAUACAUGAUGAGCUCUCCUGCAAUUUCUGCAGGGACGGCCAAUUUAUUUAGCGGAUUCACCAGAUUAUGCAAGGGUUUAGCUGUUGUACUCGUCGCCGGUCACAUUGUUGUUCGCCUUUUUCCUCCGUCUCUAUCGUAUCUCGCUCUUAUUCCGGCCAAGACGAUUCCUUUUGGAUGGAAUCUCAUAACAGCUGGUUACAUUGAACAAUCUAUAUAUGGGGUGGUUGCCAGCAUUUUAUGUCUCCUUAUUAUGGGGAAGCUGCUUGAACCUGUUUGGGGUUCUAAGGAGUUCUUGAAGUUCAUUUUUCUAGUUAACUUUCUCACUUCUGUAUGUGUUUUCAUAACUGCUAUUGCUUUGUACUACGUAACAAGGCAGGAAAAUUACCUUUAUAUGCCUAUCUCCGGCUUCCAAGGGGUCUUGUCAGGUUUCUUGGUUGGCAUGAAGCAAAUUAUACCUGACCAAGAGCUAUCUUUAUUGAGAAUAAAGGCAAAGUGGUUUGCGUCACUUGUGAUCUUGCUCGCUAUUGUUAUAAGUUUCUUUACACCAGAGUCUGCAACAUAUCUUCCAACUAUUAUAUUUGGUACAUACAUGAGCUGGAUUUACUUGAGAUACCUACAGAAGAAACCGGAAUCAAAACUUAGGGGUGAUCCAAAUGAUGAUUUUGCAUUCUGUACUUUCUUCCCUGAAUUUCUUAGACCAGUCGUUGAUUCCAUUGCAUCAAUAUUCCAUCGGAUGCUUUGCGGAAGAUCUGAAAGUUUAUCUGAAGAUGAUGGUUAUACCGUGGGAGGUGCUCCUCUGCCUGGCUCUGACCCCAUUGAGGCAUCUAGGAGGAGAGAAAGGGGAGCUAGAGCACUAGAAGAAAGAUUGGCAUCUGAGAUAUUGUUGUCUGCAAGGAGUUCAGAAGACUCGAAGAAGGAUGCUGCUGAGAAUGUGUGACCACUCAGAAAAUGAACAUGAACCAAAAAGCAAGUGAAUCAUUGUAUUUUGAAGACAACUUACGGAUUUUGUGCAGUAUUACUCGAAGAUUAGUCUUUUUCCUUGAUUUUCAGAUAGCAGUUUUGUGAUGCAUAUUGCUCUCUACUGUUAUUAUUAUAUCAUAGUAAAAGUUGUUGCUCUAGUCGUAUAUUUCGUUCAUGUUGUACAAAUUCUUGCACGAUAGAUCAACCGGAAACCCUAAACAAGGGUUGAUGGAGAGAGCUACUUAUAAAACAUGCUUAGUUUAUUUCAA